This is a messenger RNA of Danio aesculapii, 1159 nucleotides long. RefSeq names its product ubiquitin-conjugating enzyme E2L 3a (gene ube2l3a). The transcript has 4 exons. The coding region runs from base 20 to 484 and encodes 154 amino acids. Lineage: Eukaryota; Metazoa; Chordata; Actinopteri; Cypriniformes; Danionidae. The record is from RefSeq and is a predicted model, not a curated record.
GGUACAAAGCAGAUCCAAGAUGGCGGCGAGCAGGCGACUGCAUAAGGAACUUGAUGAGAUCCGCAAGUCUGGAAUGAAAAAUUUCCGCAACAUUCAGGUGGAUGAGUCAAAUAUUCUGACCUGGCAAGGACUCAUCGUCCCUGACAACCCACCGUAUGAUAAAGGUGCAUUCCGGAUUGAGAUCACAUUCCCUGCUGAAUACCCCUUUAAACCACCUAAGAUCACAUUUAAAACCAAGAUCUACCAUCCGAAUAUUGAUGAGAAGGGUCAGGUGUGCCUGCCGGUCAUAAGUGCUGAGAACUGGAAACCUGCUACCAAAACUGACCAAGUUAUCCAGUCUCUCAUCGCCCUCGUCAACGACCCGCAACCAGAACACCCUCUGAGGGCCGACCUCGCGGAGGAAUAUUCAAAAGACCGUAAAAAGUUCUUUAAGAACGCAGAAGAGUUUACAAAGAAACAUGGCGAGAAGCGGCCAGUGGACUGAUAUCGCAUGGGCGUCUUUCCCUUGUUUUUCCUUUUCCCACUCCUCCAAAACCGUUCCCCCUCCUCCCCAGUCCAGAACCCCGCCAGCCUGCCCUCACUCUCGGUCACCCGCGGAGCGUUCCAGCUGCAUCCGACCUUCAGCAGAAAGACCCCUGAUUCUCAGCCUCUGGGGGUGGAAAGUGUGUUGAAAUUGUGGUCAGCGAAUCAUGAUAAUGAGAACUCGAUGAUGAUAGAAGUGGUGAGAUUUGGGGGUGGGGAAGGACGGGGUUGUUCCUUUUAAUUUGUUCUUAAAUUGCACAGAGAUAUGUUCAGCUCAUGUAAUCUGCUGUGUGAUAAAUCUUGACUGUUUUCAUAGGCAGAAUACUACGGUGAACCAGAGUAUAAUGUUAAGUCUUUCACAUUUAUGACAUUAAAAGAAAUCAAACCCAAUAGUUCAUUAAUGGAAACACAUAAUACGUCAAAGGUGUGUGGCAAAUGUUUUUUUUAUUAUAUAUAUAAAUAUAUAUUUCUCUUUCAUUUCUGUAAUUUUUUAUUAUUAUUUUUGCUUAGAUUGCACUGUUUUCUGUGGAAUAAGGUUUCAUGUUCUUCAUAAUCUCAGUUUGUAACACGUUGAAUCACAAACUAGUCACUGUCACCCAUAUAAUGUUUAUGAUGUCAUAAAAGGAAAGCAAAUACC